GGCUUGCCUUAUUAAUUAAUAUUUAAGCCAUAUGAUAGUUAUUUUGCUCUGUGAAUUGCAAAAUAUCAUUACACCAGCGCUUUACUACUGAGUACACCAGUCGCGUUUUUCCUCUCGGACAGUUACUACACGUUACAAGAAAAUUAAUUUCAAGAUGUCUCUAGAUGACAAUGACUUGGACUCCUUGCCGGAUAGGAUUGCUGAGACCUUCGCUGGGUUGACCCUUCUCGUGACUGGAGGGACUGGUUUCAUGGGGAAGGUUCUAGUGGAAAAGUUAUUGCGAAAAUGUCCGGACAUAGCGAAAAUCAUGCUGUUAGUACGUCCGAAGAAAGGAAAGUCACCGAAACAGCGUCUCGAGGAAAUGUUGAACGAUGAGUUGUUUGCUAAAUUACGCAGUCUCCGCGGUGGUGUUGAACCGUUGUUGGAGAAGCUGCAAAUAGUAACCGGAGACGUGAUUGCUCCUGAUUUGGCUAUCAGCGACACCGACAGGCUAGAUGUCAUUGAAAAUGUACACAUAGUGGUGCACGCUGCGGCCACUAUAAGAUUCGACGAGGAAUUGAAAAAGGCUGUGUUUUUGAACGUGCGCGGAACUAAAUUAAUUUUAGAUUUGGCGAAGCAGUGUAAGAAACUUAAGCUGUUUAUCCACAUUUCAACGGCGUACUGCCAUCUUCACGAGAAACUCCUGGAGGAGAAACCUUAUCCACCACCAGCUAAUCCCCACAAGAUCAUUGAGGCUAUGGAGUGGAUGACUGAUGAAGCUGUAGCCACUAUCACGCCCAAUUUGCUGAGUAAACUGCCGAAUUCUUAUGCUUUCACGAAAGCUUUGGGAGAAGCUCUGGCAGUCGAAGCGAUGGAACACAUACCGGUGAUCGUGUUGAGACCUUCCAUCGUUAUCCCGGUGUGGCAGGACCCGGUUCCUGGAUGGACGGACAACAUAAACGGUCCCACGGGAUUGCUUAUUGGUGCUGGUAAAGGUGUUAUCAGAACGAUGUACUGUAAAAGUAACAGCUACGCAGACUACUUGCCGGUCGACGUUUUCAUUAAUGGCAUCAUGAUCUGCGUUUGGAAUUACAUCAAAUUGGGUGACACGAAGUCCAAUGUAAUAAAUUUCACGUCAUCCGCUGAGAUCAAGGUCACGUGGUUGGAGAUGAUUGAUGCUGGGCGGGAGAUAAUAAUGAACAGAGUGCCCUUAAAUAACGUUGUUUGGUACCCGGGUGGGUCCAUGAAGCACUCCAGGCUAUAUCACAACAUAUGCGCAUUGUUCUUCCAUUGGAUACCAGCCAUUAUAAUAGACACUUUACUGUUUUGUUUAGGAUAUAAACCUGUUCUGAUGAGGGUUCAUCGCCGCAUCAGCAAGGGCUUCGAAGUCUUCGAGUACUACACGAACAAUCAAUGGGACUUCAAAUCUGACAUCGCUCAGACAGUCCGACAGAAACUGAAUCCGCGGGAGAGAAGAGAUUACAAGGUUGACGCUAUAGGCUUGGAUAUAUCGAAAUAUUUCGAGGACUGCAUCCGAGCUGCUCGCAUAUUCAUCCUUAAGGAGUCUGACGACACCUUACCGAGCGCCAGGCGGCACAUGAAGAUCAUGUGGUUCGUCGAUAUUGUCGCGCAGUUCCUGUUCUGGGCUCUCAUGAUGUACUGGAUCUCCGGAUGGAUGGCCAGCUUUUAUUCGUUUGUUGUUGGUUCCAGUAAUAUUACGCCUAAGGCUAUAGUUGAAUAAGUACUAUGUAUUGAAUUUAGGGUAAAUUUAUGUGUACACAGAAUUGUGGAAUCUCUGCUUGAAGAUCUGUUUGUAGUGAUUAGAUAACGCGAAGCAUCACACAUACAAAGCGUGUUUAUGUAUAAAGAUAUAUUUUAUAUGUUACGACUAAUGAUUUCUUGUGUUAUAUAAAUGUACAGUA
This is a messenger RNA of Danaus plexippus (monarch butterfly), 1901 nucleotides long. Its product is annotated as putative fatty acyl-CoA reductase CG5065. The record is from RefSeq and is a predicted model, not a curated record. Bases 155 to 1720 code for a protein of 521 amino acids. Gene Ontology annotation, molecular function: alcohol-forming very long-chain fatty acyl-CoA reductase (NADP+) activity. Gene Ontology annotation, biological process: long-chain fatty-acyl-CoA metabolic process. NCBI's taxonomy places the organism in Eukaryota, Metazoa, Arthropoda, Insecta, Lepidoptera, Nymphalidae. Gene Ontology annotation, cellular component: peroxisome. The transcript has 14 exons.